This is a messenger RNA of Pelodiscus sinensis (Chinese soft-shelled turtle), 2777 nucleotides long. Lineage: Eukaryota; Metazoa; Chordata; Testudines; Trionychidae. The record is from RefSeq and is a predicted model, not a curated record.
GUUCUGGGUCACACAAUGGUAAGAAGGUGUCUUCAGAGUCUGAAUCUGUUUUUGCUAAUGGAUUAUAGUUUCUCCUGGAACAAGAACCUAUCUCUGAGGAAGACGCUGGUCCUCUGGAAACAGCAACCUUUCAGGGCCUUUUUCACUGACAGGAGAAAGCUUCAUGCUGCACCAGUAGUGCGAACGUUCCGACUGCGCCCUUUCUACUUUCUGGUGGCUACAGGCGGGGGAUAUGUGGGAUACACACAAUAUGAGAAGUACAGGGUGGAGCAGCUGGAGAAAAUGGGCAUUGAGGCACCAAUCAAGAUUGCAAGUGAAUGGGAGGUUUCUUUGUACAAAUCUGUACCAACACGAUUGCUUUCACGAGCCUGGGGUCGUUUGAACCAGGUCGACCUGCCCACCUGGCUUCGGAAGCCUGUGUACAGCCUAUAUAUCUGGACAUUUGGUGUGAACAUGAAGGAAGCAGCUGUUGAAGAUCUUCAUCACUACAGAAACCAGCGAAGGAAGCUGAAACCUCAGUCCCGGCCAGUCUGCUGCUAUCACAGUGUGAUCAGUCCCUCAGAUGGAAAGAUUCUGAACUUUGGACAAGUGAAAAACUGUGAAGUGGAGCAGGUAAAGGGUGUCACCUAUUCACUGGAGUCCUUCCUGGGGCCAUGCACCAGCAUAGAAGACAUGCAGUUCAGCCAAACCUCAUCCUCCAACUCAUUCCAGACCCAGCUAGUCACAAAGGAGGGGAACGAGCUCUAUCACUGUGUCAUCUACCUGGCCCCUGGAGAUUAUCACUGUUUCCACUCGCCCACUGACUGGAGAGUGUCGCACAGACGCCACUUCCCAGGCUCCCUGAUGUCUGUGAAUCCCGGUGUUGCCCGCUGGAUCAAGGAACUCUUCUGCCAUAAUGAGCGGGUUGUUCUUACUGGUGAUUGGAAACAUGGCUUUUUCUCCCUGACAGCAGUAGGAGCCACAAAUGUAGGCUCCAUCCGCAUCUACUUUGACCGGGAUUUGCACACUAACAGCCCCAGUUACUCCAAAGGCUCUUACAAUGACUUCAGCUACAUAACCAACAAUAACAAGGAGGGCAUCCCUAUGAGGAAAGGAGAACAUUUAGGAGAAUUUAACCUGGGCUCAACCAUUGUGUUAAUCUUCGAGGCACCAAAGGACUUCAACUUUCACCUCAAACCUGGACAGAAAAUCCGCUUUGGAGAGGCCCUGGGCUCCCUAUAGAAGCCACAAGAGGAUUUUAUACCCCAAAGGCAACUCAAACAAGACAAAUGUUUCACUAAUGGAAAAUAUCACUCAGCAGGACCUGGGUGAGGAUAAUAUUAGGCAACAUGGUUGUGUAAAACUGGGGUAGGAGUAUUUGCCCUAUAUCACAUACCCAUGUUGACAGGAGUAAAAUAAUCAGAUGAUCCAUAUACAUAUCAGGUACAUAUGCCUUUAAGAAUGUUGACCAGAGUGGUUUCUGUCCCACUCUGUGCCUAAAGUCUUUCACACUCUCCCAGUCAAUGUGUUCCAUUCAUACAGAGCCUGUACAGUCCUACUGGGCCUGUCUGCACUCUGGAACUGCCCUGGGGAGGGGUGAAGGCAGAGAGAUUAAGCUACCUUUAAAGGGACACUGAUAGGUUGACAUAGACCCAAGUUUUCAAUUCUGUAAAACAAAGUUGCAGACCCCAGAAGUGUCUAAUACAGACAUGACAUCAAAGUAUGGGAAAUAGGAAGUCACAGUGCCUAGUCUACUUUCAUUGUUCAACCUAGGUGAAAUGCAUAAUGUAAACUAAUGGCACCAGUGAUGAUACAAGUACAUCAGAUUCAAAUUCUGUUUAAUAUACUGGUGGCAGAUAUGGAAACUUAAUUUUUAAAUGCCUUUAACCUGUCAUUGUCCCUUUUAACAUUGGACUUUGCACUGGAUUUUAAACCUGAAAACUGUGUCUACAUUCCAUGUGGUUGAACUUCUCAUCUUUUUGAAAAAAGUGUAUUUUUUUAGCUUGCAGCAGUCUGACUGCUGCAUACUCUCCCUGAUCCAUAGUUUUACUUUUGCCAUUCCAGGCCUUAAGGAUUUUGUGUAUACAAAUGGCAAUUAUUACUCUUCUCAGUUAUCCAGAAACUACUGAGGAAUUAAGCUUGUGACAAAAUAAUAACAGGUAGUUAAGGGAUUUGCUCCCUUCACAUUGCAGGGGUGAAGUGUCCAUCAAUACAGUACUCCCCUUCACCACCACAGUGAGGCUGCAAAGUAGAUUUCCCUGUCUGCUGUACAUGUGCUGUUUGUUGUCAUAACCUGCAGAGUUUGUCAUUGAGUUUUUGGUGUGGAAAUUUCUCUAUGUACAAAAUAAUGUGAAAUACAUCCAGGCCUGUUUUUCAGUGCACAGAGUGAAAUGCCAUGGGCACUGACUGUGUAUUAAAAACCAUUCUGGUCCUUUGGGACAAUCUAAGGUUGCUUCCUCAGUGCACUAACUUGCUUUCCUAUCCUUUAGUUGACUUGCAAAUAUUUGUUUAACUUAAAUGCCAAACUUCCAUUUUUCUUUUGCACUCUUAGCUGGUGCCCUCUCUGAAGUUUCAUCCUGCAGUAACUUCAGUCUGUGUAGAUUCAUACCAAGCAGGGUUAGAAUGGACAUAGUAACAACCCCCUUUGUCACCAAAUGGAACAUAACACUAAGAAGAGUUUUAAGCUUCACAUUGCCAAUAAUGGGAUUGACAGCAACUGGUGCCAAAAGUGUUGAACAACUCACAGCUGCAAUGUACUGCUUGUUCUUACUGAAUAAAUUCUAUUUUGCGCCAAAGAA